CUGGAUCUGUGCUACAUUUCUGUGACAGUCCCAAGGUCCAUUUGCAACUCUUUCAUGCAUAAUGGCUAUAUUUCCCUCUGGGAAUGCAUAUUGCAGUGUUUUGCAUUCACUCUCUGUGGCUGUGCUGAGAUGGCAUUACUCACAGUGAUGUCUUAYGACCGCUAUGUGGCCAUUUGCCUUCCACUGCGCUAUGAAGUCAUCAUGGAUAUCAGUACCUGUGUUCAUGGACUGUUAGCUGUCUGGGCCAGUGGAAUCCUUGGUGGAGUCAUGCACACAGCCGCUACUUUCUCCAUCCACUUCUGUGGUGCCAACAUCAUUCAUCAAUUCUUCUGUGAUGUCCCCCAGCUUCUGAAACUCUCUUGUUCCAAUGAAUAUGUGAGUGAGCUUGGGGUUAGUGGCUUCUUGGCCUUGUUGACAUUUGCUUGCUUCAUCUCUAUUGGAGUUACCUACAUGCAUAUAUUCUCUACUGUGCUGAGGAUACCAUCUGCUGAGGGCAGAGCCAGAGCCUUUUCUACCUGCCUGCCCCACCUAUCUGUUGUCAUAUUAUUCGUCUCUACUAGUGCCUUUGAUUUUCUAAAGCCACAUUCAGAGUCUCCAACUGUGUCAGACUUUUUACUCACUGUUUUUUAUACUGUUCUGCCCCCAACACUCAAUCCAAUAAUCUAUAGCCUGAGAAAUAAGGCCAUAAAGGAAGCCCUAAAAAAGAUUUUUGAAAGAAGAAAAGACUUCUUUUUCUGGAUCACAUCUAUUAAUUUGUUUUGA
This is a messenger RNA of Urocitellus parryii (Arctic ground squirrel), 762 nucleotides long. Its product is annotated as olfactory receptor 14J1-like. Gene Ontology annotation, cellular component: membrane. Gene Ontology annotation, biological process: G protein-coupled receptor signaling pathway. NCBI's taxonomy places the organism in Eukaryota, Metazoa, Chordata, Mammalia, Rodentia, Sciuridae. The record is from RefSeq and is a predicted model, not a curated record. Gene Ontology annotation, molecular function: G protein-coupled receptor activity; olfactory receptor activity.